Erythranthe guttata (spotted monkey flower) is the source of this 2480-nucleotide messenger RNA. Its product is annotated as putative pectinesterase/pectinesterase inhibitor 45. Lineage: Eukaryota; Viridiplantae; Streptophyta; Magnoliopsida; Lamiales; Phrymaceae. Gene Ontology annotation, molecular function: enzyme inhibitor activity; pectinesterase activity. The record is from RefSeq and is a predicted model, not a curated record. Gene Ontology annotation, biological process: cell wall modification.
UGCGUAAAACGAGGUCAAAGGAUGGAUCAACCAUUUCCCAACCAUAAAACUGAAGAGAAGUUGUCCUAAAAAUUCUCCAAUCCAGACCUCACUUAACUAAACUCCGACACUACUCCAAAGCCACUCAAAUUCACACUUGAAUUAAACAAAAAUUUAAUCCACAACCCUAAAACAAUAAAAACAGAUAUAUAUAACUAUACCACCCAUUAUAAAAAUAUCCGAAGAAAACAUCAAAUCCUGCCUUGGCUUAUUUCAUACACAAGCCAAAAGCCAAGGCAGAGAAAAAAAAAUAUUAUUAAUUAUAAAAACAAAAUAAAAUACUAAAUAUUAAACAAAUAAAAAUAAUAAAAUGGCGUUCCAGGAUUUCGACCUAAUCUCACAACGACGGCAGCAAGAGAAGAAACAAAAACUCCGGCGGAGGCUCACCAUCGCCGCCGUCUCCGUCGUCACCCUCCUCCUCAUCGCCGCUGCCACCAUCUGCGUCCUCGUCUACCAAAAGAAUGAGCACGUCACCACCGAGCAGAACACCAAGGCCUCCCCCGCAACCCCCUCCUCCUCCUCCGCCUCCGCCACCACCAAGCCCACCACCGUCGCCUCCGUGAACGUGGCCGAGAAGGCCGUCAAGACCGUCUGCGCCUCCACGGACUACAAGCAGACCUGUGAGGACAGCCUCCUCAAGGCCGUGAAGGACAACCACACCGCCCAGCCCCAAGACAUCCUCCGCGCCUCCUUCGCCGUCGCCGCCGCCGAGAUCGACGACGUGAUCAAGAAGGCCGCCGCCCUCAAAUUCGACGACCCGUUCAAAAAGGCCGCCUUCAACGACUGCAUGGUGCUCCUCAAGGACGCCAAGGAGGAGCUGAACACCUCCAUCUCGAGCGUCACCGGCAAAGAUCUGACCAAGAUCUCCACCUUGAAGCCGGAGAUAAACAACUGGCUGAGCGCCGUCCUUUCCUACCAGCAAACCUGCAUCGACGGGUUUCCCGAGGGGGAGGAGAAAACUUCCAUGCAGAAAAUGCUCAAGACUUUCAGGGAGCUUGGCAGCAACGCGCUCGCCAUUGUCUCCCAGGUUUCCUCCAUCUUUUCCGCGUUUGGAGACGAAGCGCACCGGAAACUCGUGAGCGUCGACGACGGCGAAUUCCCCACGUGGGUGAAUAACGAUUUGCGGAGGCUGUUGAAGGCCGGUGGGCCCAACAAGUUCACUCCGAAUGUGACGGUGGCGAAAGAUGGGAGUGGGGAUUUCACCACUAUUUCCAAGGCUUUGGGUGCAAUGCCCAAGAAAUACUCCGGCCGAUAUGUGAUUUAUGUUAAAGAAGGUGUGUACGAUGAGAGUGUUACCGUUACAAAGGAAAUGGAGAACGUUACAAUGUACGGAGAUGGAUCACAGAAGAGCAUUAUCACCGGCAAAAAGAAUUACGUUGAUGGUGUUCCAACUUUUCAAACUGCCACAUUUGCUGCACUAGGAGAUGGAUUUAUGGCCCAAUCGCUAGGGUUCAGAAACACGGCGGGGCCGGAGAAGCACCAAGCGGUGGCGCUGCGAGUCCAAGCCGACCGUUCGAUCUUCGUCAACUGCAGAAUGGAAGGGUACCAAGACACACUCUACGCGCAGACGCACAGACAGUUCUACAGAAGCUGCUACAUCACCGGCACCGUCGAUUUCAUCUUCGGCGACGCGGCGGCGGUUUUCCAGAACUGCUUGAUCUACGUCCGGAAGCCGAUGGACAACCAGCAGACGAUCGUGACCGCACAGGGAAGGAUCGACAAGAGAGAAACCACCGGAAUCGUGAUCCAGAACUGCCGGAUCCUGGCCGACGAUAAAUUGGAGCCGGAGAAGGCUAAAUUCAGGAGCUACCUCGGGCGGCCGUGGAAGGAAUAUUCGAGAACGGUGGUGAUGGAGACGGAGAUUGGGGAUUUUAUUGAGGCGGAGGGUUGGAUGGAGUGGAGCGGCGAUUUUGCCCUAAAAACGCUUUUCUACGCUGAGUAUAAUAAUAAAGGCGCGGGCGCGUCGACUACAGGGCGCGUGAAGUGGCCGGGGUGUAAAGUGAUUAAGAAGGAAGAUGCGGUGAAGUUUAGUGUGGGCCCCUUUUUACAGGGGGAAACCUGGCUUAAGAACCCUGACGUACCUGUGCGUUUUGGCAUGUUUACCUGAGCAGCAGCAGUGUUUUUCUUUUUUCUUUUUGUUUUUUCUUUUAUUUAUUUAUUUGAGUUUUAAGACAGAAAAAAGGGUUUUAUUUAGGAUGUGGGUUUUUAUUAAUUUAUUUGUUAAUUCCUUCAGUUUUGAUCGACAAAAGGGAUUGAUUGUUCAUAUACUGAUAAUUGUUUGUCGGGCUUUUCUGCAAAGGAUGUGUGUGUUUGUUUGUUUGUUUGGGUGUGUGUAUGUCAUUAUUGUAUUACUUCCUUUAUACAAUUAAUUAUUACUAGGAAGUUUUUCAUAAGUGAAGGAAUAAAACUUGAUUACAUUUAAUUUGGUUUUGUGAUCUAUC